UCAACAGUACGAUACUACUCCGUAGUUAGUCGAUACCCAACUGAACCCACCACCAGAAGAAGAAUGGAUGCUCUCCUCACGCCGCACGGGUCAGCACGCUUGCCCCAUUUCGGUCAGGCUAACUGGAUCGAGCGAUACGAGACAAAGAUGACACUUUCUGUCAUGCCAGGCUUCAAUCCCCCCCCUCCUAGUACCUUAUGCUUUAUGCUUCAUACCCAAUCUCUCACAAUGGUCACCCUCACCCUCUCCCAAGUCACCGCGUCGAACCAACGCAUCGCCUCCACUCUCCCACUCCCCCCAGUCUAGUAGAUGGCAUUCAGCAAGAGCAUACCCCUCCCCACAAAUCACUAACCCGGAUCGCUGGUUGCAGAUACAACCGAAGGCCUCCCCUUCGCCUUCGCCACGGCCACGCAUUCCUGUCUGCGAUCCAUACUGAACCUACUCCCUCCAUUGCAGAACGCACCCUUCCUCCGCCGCGUGAUCAGUGUCCUCGCAGUCACCUGCGAAGGCGAGAUCGAUACAACCAACCUCCCCUACCUGGGCUUCCCGCUGCGCAAAUGGCGCAACCAGCUCGCUUCCAUACAAAUCCUGUUACUUGCAGAGGUGUCGCGGUGCGCACCUGAAGUGACUCGUGCAUGCUGUGCCUGGGGUGGUGCGAGGGGAAACCAUGCGCGAUGCAGAGACUAAUGUUGUUUUGAUCGCGUUGACUAAUUGCUCAUGCCGUUGAUUGAGACGCCACCGGCGGAGUGUGGCGAGCGGCAUGGCAUGUCUUUUUCGCAACAAGUGCGGUUUAUCAGGGGGUGGGGUUCCGGUUGAUGGUAGUAACAGGGGGAGGA
Messenger RNA from Aspergillus heteromorphus CBS 117.55, 836 nucleotides. RefSeq lists its product as uncharacterized. The transcript has a single exon. NCBI's taxonomy places the organism in Eukaryota, Fungi, Ascomycota, Eurotiomycetes, Eurotiales, Aspergillaceae. The record is from RefSeq and is a predicted model, not a curated record. The coding region runs from base 198 to 623 and encodes 141 amino acids.